UUCCCCACUUAACCAUCAACAUUUAUUAUAGAACCUACUUUUGAUUUUUCUUGAAUCUCUCUCUCUCUCUCUGAGUCAGUGUAUAGCCAUUGAAGGAAAUUAAAAAAAAAAAGCUUGAUCAAGCAAUGGUUCUUAUUGGUUUCUUCUUAAGAUUCAUUACCUUCACUCUGACUCUGACUCAGAUCGUUGAUGGGUUUCAGAGUCGAAUGUUGAUGCACAAUGGACUUGCUCUCUCUCCUCAAAUGGGAUGGAACAGCUGGAAUCAUUUUCAGUGUAACAUCAAUGAGACCCUCAUCAAACAAACCGCUGAUGCAAUGGUUUCUAGUGGUCUUUCUGCAAUAGGUUACAAGUAUAUCAACAUAGAUGAUUGUUGGGGUGAACUCAAAAGAGAUUCUCAGGGGAGUUUGGUUGCGAAAGCAUCGACAUUUCCUUCAGGAAUCAAGGCUUUAUCAGAUUAUGUUCAUAGCAAAGGGCUAAAGCUUGGGAUAUACUCUGAUGCCGGGACUCUUACCUGCAGCCAAACCAUGCCGGGCUCACUCGGGCAUGAAGAACAAGAUGCCAAAACAUUUGCCUCAUGGGGGAUUGAUUACCUGAAGUAUGAUAACUGCGAAAAUACUGGGACAAGUCCAAGAGAAAGAUACCCUAAGAUGAGCAAAGCUCUGUUAAAUUCAGGAAGAUCCAUAUUCUUCUCUCUGUGUGAAUGGGGACAAGAGGAUCCAGCAACUUGGGCAGGAGAUAUUGGCAACAGUUGGAGAACAACAGGAGACAUCCAAGAUAACUGGAAAAGCAUGACCCUGAUAGCAGAUCAAAAUGACCGAUGGGCAUCUUAUGCAAGACCAGGAUCGUGGAACGAUCCAGACAUGCUUGAAGUGGGAAAUGGAGGGAUGACUAAGGAAGAAUACAGGUCGCAUUUCAGCAUCUGGGCAUUGGCAAAAGCUCCUCUGCUGAUAGGGUGUGAUCUUAGAUCGAUGGACAAUGUUACCUUCGAGUUGCUUAGCAACAAAGAGGUGAUUGCUGUUAAUCAAGACAAACUUGGGAUCCAGGGAAAGAAAAUCAAGAAAGAUGGUGAUCUUGAGGUAUGGGCAGGUCCGCUAAGCAAGAAACGAGUAGCGGUCAUCCUAUGGAACAGAGGAUCAGUAUCUGCCAAAAUCACAGCUCGAUGGGCUGACAUUGGCCUUAGUUCAUCAGAUAUUGUUAAUGCUCGUGACUUAUGGGAGCAUUCGACACAUUCACGUGUUAAAAAUCAACUCUCUGCCUUAGUGGAGCCUCAUGCCUGCAAAAUGUAUACUCUUACAAGACGCAAGGCAUAAGAUCCAGCUCUACUGCAACUAAAGUUAUGGAAGUAAAACCAAAAGAUUUUACCAAGUCAUCUUCUAGCCUGAUUUUGUAUCUACUAUGCUGAAUAUGAGAUGCCAGCAUCAGAAAUACUCAAUCCAAGUUACAUUAUAAUAAGAAUAAUUUGAGUUUUGGCAAAUCA
This is a messenger RNA of Arabidopsis lyrata subsp. lyrata, 1477 nucleotides long. Its product is annotated as alpha-galactosidase 2. Lineage: Eukaryota; Viridiplantae; Streptophyta; Magnoliopsida; Brassicales; Brassicaceae. The transcript is spliced from 14 exons. Gene Ontology annotation, biological process: carbohydrate metabolic process. The record is from RefSeq and is a predicted model, not a curated record. Gene Ontology annotation, molecular function: hydrolase activity, hydrolyzing O-glycosyl compounds. The coding region runs from base 126 to 1310 and encodes 394 amino acids.